Chelmon rostratus (copperband butterflyfish) is the source of this 4536-nucleotide messenger RNA. It is a transcript of the gene agbl5, whose product is annotated as AGBL carboxypeptidase 5. The record is from RefSeq and is a predicted model, not a curated record. Gene Ontology annotation, molecular function: zinc ion binding; metallocarboxypeptidase activity. NCBI's taxonomy places the organism in Eukaryota, Metazoa, Chordata, Actinopteri, Chaetodontiformes, Chaetodontidae. The transcript is spliced from 17 exons. The coding region runs from base 165 to 3113 and encodes 982 amino acids. Gene Ontology annotation, biological process: protein deglutamylation; proteolysis.
ACAGAGGGACCUGAACGCAGCAACCAGAGAAAUGAAUUGAGGGUUGAGAAGGACGAUGAAAACAAAAAUGGACAUCGAUCGAAAAUAGCCUAGCCGUCUGUAUCAGACCUCGGACUGGCACUUCACGAGGAACCUGCGGCGAGAAAAGGCCAGAGUUCAGAACCAUGGAGGCUCGCUUUGGUAAUAUUGUGUUCAGCUCCAAGUUUGACUCAGGGAACCUGGCACGCGUGGAGAAGGUGGAGAGGGGCGGCUCGAGCCCUCCAACCGAUACAGCUCCCAGUGGGAGUGGCCCCUCAGGGUCAAACCUUAGCCCCGACUAUGAGUUCAAUGUGUGGACGCAGCCAGACUGUGGCGGCACAGAAAAUGAGAAUGGAAACAGAUCAUGGUUUUACUUCAGUGUGCGGGGUGCAGCUCCUGGGAAGAUACUGAAGAUCAACGUGAUGAACAUGAACAACCAGAGGAAGCUCUACAGCCAGGGCAUGGCUCCUCUCGUACGCACUUUACCUGGCAAGAACCGGUGGGAAAGGGUCCGGGACAGACCCACAUCUGAGAUUGUAGACAACCAGUUCAUCCUCUCAUUCACCCACCGGCUGCUGGAGGUGCGAGGGGCAACCACCUACUUCUCCUUCUGCUACCCGUUCUCUUACAGUGAGUGUCAGGAGAUGCUGCAGCAGUUUGACAAGAGCUACACCAAUGCUGCUCAACUCAGUCCAAGCAGUUCACCGGGCACGGUAUAUUACCAUAGGGAGUUGCUGUGCAACUCUCUAGAUGGCAACAGGGUGGACCUGCUCACUGUGACCAACUGCAGCGGCAUGCAAGAGGAGCGAGAACCACGUCUGCCCAAGCUGUUUCCUGACACCAACACUCCAAGAGCACACCGCUUCCCUGGCAAAAGGGUGUUUUUCCUCAGCAGUCGAGUGCAUCCCGGGGAGACUCCUUCAUCCUUUGUGUUUAACGGCUUCCUCAACUUUAUCCUAAGAAGAGAUGACCCUCGUGCUCAUGCGCUUCGAAACAUGUUCGUGUUCAAGCUCAUUCCCAUGCUCAACCCAGACGGGGUGAUCCGUGGGCACUACAGGACUGAUUCCAGGGGUGUGAACCUGAACAGACAAUACCUGAACCCCAGCCCUGAGCUGCAUCCUUCCAUCUAUGCAGCCAAAACACUGCUGCUGUACCACCACACACACAACCGUCUGCACAAUCCCCUGUCCAGCACUCACUCUAACAGCUCCUCACACACAGAGACCACCCCCCUGAACAUCAAAACCGCCAAUCAGCAUCAGUCUCCCCCCUUCACUGCCCUGGAAGUCAGCUUGAACCAACGAAAUGCAGAGAAGGACGCAAACCCCUCGCUGCCAGAGGUUCCCAUGGUGACGGAGGAAAACGCAUGGGUCAGCACAGAGAUGGGGAAGGGGGACCAGAACAGCUCGUUGAGCUCCUCAGAGACUGUAGCUCCUGUUACUGUAGAGGUAACAGUGCCACAGGUGGAGGAACAGGAAUCUAUUCCACCCCAGGAGGGAGGUGUGGCAUAUUAUGUGGACUUGCAUGGCCACGCAUCUAAACGGGGAUGCUUCAUGUAUGGAAAUAACCUUCCUGACGAGAGCCAGCAGGUGGAGAACAUGCUGUAUCCGAGGCUGAUCGCUGUGAACUCUGCCCACUUUGAUUUCCUGGGCUGCAAUUUCUCGGAGAAAAACAUGUAUGCGCGAGACAAGAGAGAUGGCCAGUCUAAAGAAGGCAGCGGGCGGGUGGCCAUUCACAAGGCCAUCGGGCUACUGCACAGCUACACUUUGGAGUGCAACUACAACACGGGAAAAACCAUGAACACCAUCCCACCUGCUUGCCAUGACAACGGACGGGCAACCCCACCUCCACCUCCAUCAUUCCCUCCAAAAUACACUCCAGAGAUUUUUGAACAGGUGGGGCGUGCCGUGGCUAUCUCAGCCCUGGACAUGGCAGAGUGUAACCCCUGGCCACGGCUGGUGCUGUCUGAGCACAGCUGCCUGACGAACCUUCGAGCUUGGAUCCUCAAGCAUGUCCGCAACACCAAAGGCCUGAACACACACAUCCACGCUCAUCCUCCACCAAGAAUACACCUCAAUGGCAGCAAGGCGUCGCCUCCCAAGAGCUUCAACAACUGUCUGUCCGGCUCGGCGUCAGAGAACACCCUCAGUCGCGUUCGCUGCAACAGCCACAGCAGCAGUAGCCAGACACCCUCCCCGAAGAUGCACAGCUCCCCGAGCUUCACUUUUGGCUGCCCCCCACCCCGAACUCACACGCAGCACAACAGCACGCACGCCAGUGGGCGCGGAGGCAACAAGACACUCGGGCCAGUCAGAGACCCUAAGCCUCAGGAGAAGAGACGCCCCCCCCACCACCGCUCCAUCCUACGGUCUCCCAGCAACAGCCACACACCCUCCCGCCCCCCACUCUCACCCCCUUCCUCCUCCUCCUCCUCGUCUUCCUCAGUGUGCGCGGUGGGCUCUUGUCCCCUCCCGGCCUCCGUCAGUAUGACAGGCCUCAGCUGCCCAGACUUUCAGGCUGGUGGUUCCAGUUCAGCGAGUUGGUCCAGAAUGCCUUUCCCCACGCGUCCUGGGCGUGUGGGGAGAGGAUGCCGAACUCUUUCAGUCACUCAUCAUUCCGCAGAGGCCCGCACAGAGGCUGCUAAAGACUUGGGGCCUGAACACAUCCUGUCCUCCAUCAAAUUUAGCAAGUGUGAGCUGCAACCUCAUGUGAGCCGCAUCCCCGUUCGACAGGUGGGGUCAACCGAAACCCCUCCUACACAGGACAGUAAAACAUCCCCGAGCAGCACUAGCCCAGUCUCGUCCGGAGAUAAGGACGAGUCAGCCACCAUGAAGGUCUGGAAGCUGCUUAAACCCGGCCUUCAUCGACACCUGUCCCUGUCAGGUGUAUCUGGGAAAGAGGGUGCCAUACAGUUGGCCUCUAAAGCACUGAUGAAGAAGAGCACAGACAGGAGUCUCCACUACAAAGGAAAUGCUAUAAUAGAAACCACACCAGAAACAGAUGAAUCACUGCAACAGGUUGAGGAAGCGCCGGUGAUGCCUCUGCCUGAGACUGUGACCAUGUGCGAGACAGUGACCCUGUGUGGAGAAGCGUAGGAACUGCACAUAACAGGAGGCCCCUGUGUAAACCUCUGUAUUUUCUUAAUGUGAGCGUAAAUGACCAUAUUUUGAUCGAAAGUAUUUAAAUCUAGGAAACAGGAGGGGACAUCGUCAUAUCUGGGCUAUCGUGAUGUGCAAUACAACGUUUUAAGCAUUUAUUUAGAUUGUCCAGGGGAUGCGUGGGGUUUUCAACCAAUGCUGUUCAACAUAGUCAGACCAAGGAGCUGUCCAGUACAACCAUUGAGCAGCUUUAUUGGAGCAGGUGGGGGUUAAGUGCCUUGCUCAAUGAAACCACUGCAGUGGCUGAGCUAAGGGAGACAUACAACUUUCCAACUGAAUUAGAUUCCAUAAACUUGAAAUAUCUGUUAACAUUUCAGCUAUCAUUAUUGUACCUCACAUAUCUGUUUUUGUCAUUUUAGUCCUCUCUUCCUGCUGUCCCCUCCCCCAGAUAGAUGUUAAAUGCACUCGGACCAACACUGUUUUGCACUGAUAAGUAUUUUCACCGUCAGACACCUGCACUUUUACAGCAAACGGUUGAUUUUCACACAGACUGAGCACGGCAGCACCUUUAUCACCUUAUUUCCAUUGUGAGUUUAGAGAUAAAUGUGUGAGUGAAGUGUGUAUUUAAUGUAAUUACUCCAGAAGUUCUUUGGGCUUUGCACAUAGUGCCUAUGAAAGGUAUCCACCCCCCCCCAGUGGACUUUUUCUGUUUUUGACACUCAUCAACAGCAAAGAAACUAAAAUGUAAGAUCAUAAAUUAGCACAGAUUUCAGUGCAAAUAUGAAACAGUAAUUAGCUGCACAAUUAUUCAUCAUGUUUAAUUAUGGCACGCCUAAAUUAUCACUGCUGCACCCACUUCUUUAUGGAAUUCUAAUAGUGAAUGGAGAUAAUCUGUGUGUGGGUAUUUUAGGGUAAAUACUUGUACCUGAAAUGUCAAUUACUAGUUAACGAGGCAAUAAAAACAAGGUUACUGAAAAGUACCAAUCCCACGAAGCCUGGCAGGGGCAGCGUAUGUCUGAAAGGCUUGUGGAAAUGUGAGGGUCAAAUGAAGUCCUGGAGGAAGAAUCUGCUGUAGCCUACCUCAGAACUGUCUCAUGGGAAAUUUAUAACACAGGUAUUUAGAAACAAGUCAGACAUAAUUAGUAAUGGCUGAAAUUCUUGCAAACGGUUAUCUAAGAGAUUCCUUUACUUUGAUUUGUUUCUUUGAAACUGUUAAGAGUCUAGUGAUAAGGUCCAAAGGGUGGGUGGAUACUGUUAUAUCUGUGUUGAACAUACCUUCCCUGUCACAUUCCUUUAGAGCUUUUUGCUCUACAUCACACCAGUAUGGGAACAUAUCUUUUCAUUACCAUAUAUAUUCAAAUAACUAUUUUGUGUAUGCUAAACUGUUACAGGAGUUGUAAUAAACAUAUCUUUAACCCAG